GCCUUACCUCUCGCGCAAUGAGAAUAUCGGCGUUCGCGGCCGUCCCCCCUCCGCCACCGCGAGCGACAGGACUCUCCUCCUCUCUACGCUCUCUCUCUCUCUCUCUCUCUCUCUCUCUCCAGAUGGAGCGCGGUCUCAGCGCUUCAAUCUGGACCCUAAACCCCUUUCUCUCGUUCCAUCUAAAAACCCGAAACAUUCGUCUCCUUCGCCAACUCUUCUCCCGAAUCUCUUCCAGCUCCGUUUCCAUCGACCCGCAGAUCCAUUCCUUAAUCGCCCAAGCACUCCUCAAAUCCCAUCGCCUCAAAGAAGCGGAGCAGUUCCUCUCCCACGCGCAAAAUCUCGCCUUUCUUUCCCGGAAGCGCCUCUGGAGCUCUGUAAUCCAGGGAGUUUGCGUCGAGGAAGGAGAUCCAGAUCGAGCGCUCUCACUACUGCAAGAGUGUGUGAGAAAUCGUGGUAUUUGUCCCUCUCCCAAUACUUUUCGAGCAUUAGUUGCGUCAUUUAGCUCUUGGGGUAUGAUGGAAAGGGCCAUUGAGGUGUUGGAUGUUAUGACGGAUGAGAAGAAUGGGUGCCAAUUUGAUAAUUUUGUUUGCAGUUCGAUAAUCUCCGGGUUUUCUAAGAUCGGAAAGCCGGAACUUGGUUUGCGAUUUUAUCAAAGAGUAGAGAAAGUUGAUGGCUUUCAGCCGAAUUUGAUAACUUAUACAGCUGCGGUUGAUGCAUUGUGUAGAGAGGGUAAAAUUGAUAAGGCAACCGAUUUAAUUAGGGAGAUGGAGCAGAAAGGUGUGAUCUUGGAUGCAGUUCUUUAUAGUAGCUGGAUAUGUGGGUAUUUAAGGAAGGGAUUUCUGAUGGAGGGGCUUCGGAAGCACCGGUUGAUGUUAGAAAAGGGGAUAAUGCCGGAUGUAGUCAGCUAUACUAACAUCAUUGAUGGGUUAUGCGAGGAAGGGAACGUAGAGAAAGUAUUUGGGUUGCUAAAUAAGAUGGCAAAGAGUGGCAAUGAACCUAAUUUGGUUACUUACACCGUGGUCAUUCAAGGUUUCUGCAAGAGAAACAAAUUAAAGGAGGCAUUUUGCAUGCUUAGGAAAUUGGAAGAAUCGGGCCUUGAUGUGGAUGAGUUUGUAUAUUCAGUUUUGAUUGAUGGAUUUUGUCAGAAGGGAGAUUUGGAUGGAGUUUUUGCUUUGCUUGGGGAAAUGCAGAGGAAAGGACUUGAAGUGGGGAGUGUCACAUACAACACGGUGAUCAAUAGUUUGUGUAAGGCCGGCAAGACAAGUAAGGCAGAUGAGUUCUCAAAGGGUUUUGCCAGUGACAAUUUCACAUAUAGUGCGUUGUUACAUGGAUAUGUGAAGGAAAAGAAUGUCGUGGGUGUAAUGGAUGUAAAGAGGAGAUUGGAGGAAGCGGGCAUUUGUAUGGAUGUCAUCACAUGUAACAUACUUAUCAAGGCUUUGUUCAUGGCAGGAAUGGUCGAGAAUGCUUGUGAGCUGUUCAAAGAAAUGCCUGAGAUAGGCUUAGCUGCAAACUCUGUUACAUACUGUACAAUGGUUGAUGGGUAUUGUAAGCAUGGAAUGAUCGACAAGGCAUUGGAGAUCUUUGAUGUGUACAGGAGAACUUCAUCAUUUGCUAGUGCUGCCAUUCAUAAUUGUAUUAUUAAAGGACUCUGUAAGGAACAUAUGUUAGAUAUGGCUGUCAAAGUGUUCCUGGACCUCACUGAUAGAAACCCAAGUCCUGAUUCUGUCACUUACAGGAUGUUGAUAAGAGCCCACUUUAGAGAAGGUAAUGGAGAAAGAGUCUUGAAGUUUAUUCAAGGGUUGGAGAUGUUAGAUGCUGAGUUACUCUCUUCCAUAUGCAAUGAUAGUGUUGCUUUCUUAUGCUCAAAAGGUUCUCUUGCAGCCGCUGUGGAUGUAUACAUGUUAGCUAGAGGGAGAAGUUUAGCCAUUAUGAGCAAAUCAUACUAUAAAAUCCUCAAAGGUCUCCUUCAUAAUGGAGAUAAACAGAUUUUUCAACUGAUAAUGUGUGAUUGCAUCAAAGAUCAUGGAACUUUUGAACCUAGAAUAGUUAAUAUAUUGUCUCUUUACCUUUGUAAGAGGAAUGUACAAGAAAGUAUUCAGUUUUUGAGUGAUAUGAGCAAUAAGAAUAUUUCUGUCAGUGUUAUGACAGCAGUUGUUGAUGCACUUAAGAAGGAAGGUAGAAUUCAGGAUGCACAUAAAUUUCUGAUGGAAGCUGAGGAAAAUGGAGCAUCGCUGGAUGUAGUUGUUUACUCCAUUGUGGUGGAUGGACUUUGCAAGGCAGGGUACCUCGAAAAAGCAUUAGAUCUUUGUGCAAGAAUGAGAAAGAAGGGGAUCAAUCCAAAUAUUGUUAUCUACAAUUCAGUGAUUAACGGUUUGUGCCAGCAGGGAUGUCUAGUUGAAGCAUUUAGGUUGUUUGACUCUUUGGAACAUAAUAGUGUGCUUCCUACAUUUAUUACAUAUGCUACUCUUAUAGCUGCUCUAUCUAAAGAAGGUUUCCUGCAAGACGCAAAUCAGUUACUUGAUAAGAUGUUUCAUCAGGGCAUCACCCCGAAUACUCGCAUUUACAACUUAUUGAUAAGUGGAUAUUGCAGCUUUGGACUAAUAGAAGAAGCACUCCAGGUUCUUUCAGAUUUGGAGGGAAGUUGUCAACAACCAGAUGCUUAUACAAUCAGUGCUGUGAUCAGUGGUUGUUGUGUAAGAGGUGACAUUGAAGGUGCUCUAGCUUUUUUCAUUGAGUACAGAAAGAGAGGGUUUUCUCCAGAUUUCCUGGGUUUCCUGAACUUGAUAAGAGGACUCUUCGCUAAGGGAAGGAUGGAAGAAGCAAGGAGCAUAUUGAGGAACAUGCUUCAGUGUACAGAAGUCACGAAUUUAAUUAACAGAGCUGGAGAUGGGCUUCAUGUAGAAUCAUUAGUAAGUCUUCUAUUUCUUGCAUGUGACCAGGGGAGAAUUCAAGAAGUCAUUGUUGUCCUAAGUGAAGUUGGAUCUAUGUUUUUUCCCUCGCGGAGGUCAGACAGUGAAAACAGACAGCUCAAGAAGCUGCAUGAAUCAGGAUAUUUGGAUACUGAUACUGAAAUGAUAGACUCUGCAAGAGGAGGAAUUUAUCCAGUAGUGAUUAAAGUUCCUGGAAACUUGUAUGUGAAAUCAGAACCAAAAAAUAUGAUUGGAGAUAUAGUUGAUAUGAAUCACAGAUCAUGCAAGGAGGUGGAAAAGGAUCAUGAGAUAGAAGAUUAUGAACAUUUAAUAGGAAACUCACUAUGCUAUGAUUUCGAUGCUUAUUACUCCAUCAUUGCUUCGCUUUGUUCAAAAGGGGAACUGCAUAAGGCUAAUAGUGUAGUCAAAGCAAUGCUUCUGAGUUCUGGAGAACGUUGUUGAUUUAGCCCUUUGCAACUCUUUUAUAAUUUAUGGACGUUGCCAAGGGAAGAUGGGCUUUUUACCUUUCUAUAUCGUCAAUCCAUGCUAAAAUAAAUCUCAGGAGAGGUUGGACUACUUGGAGGAUGGGAAAAAUGUCUUCAGAUUAUGUCUUAGACUAUGCUCCUCCUUAUUUCCAGUCAAUGAAUGAAUUAGAGAUUUUUUUUCUUAGAGUAUGACCAGCCAUCAACAGCUCAAAGAAUGCUGAGUCAACUGCUUGUUACAGUUUUUACAAUCAAUCCUGAAUAUGCUUCUACAUCUCAUUGUUCAUGGUAGUGAAACCCUUCAGGUUUUGUAGGAGUUGAAGCCAAAUUUGUUUUGUUUUCUUAUAAAAAUUGAAUCUUUAGCGGUGGGCAUGGUAGCUUUUCGAGCAAUCCGAAGCUGAACAGGGAACAGUGUGGUUGGGCAUUUGCUCCAUUUAUCUAUUCUUGUGCCCUAACUUCACUGUAUGUCCUUGUCUCUUUGGCUGUCUAAUUAAUAUUGGGGUAAUACUGCUAAUCUCUGCAGUAGGAUGGUCACAGGAUUCAUCACCAGAACCUUGGGCAUGUUGCGAAUGGCGAGUUAUGGCACCCUGUUAGUCACUUGCGCCUGCUUGACCUAUGGAUUGAUUGCUAUUUUUCUCAAGCAUUUUGAUGAUGACGGGUUUUUAUCAUUUUGGAUUACUCGCAGUUAUCUGGGAAGUUAUAUAGGAAUUUGGAUUCUGUACCUCAGAUUCUUCAUUUCACAUUGCCUUUCCCCAUGCUUGAAUACCUCUUUUCUCUGUGGAAGAGGAGUCCAUGGAAGAGAGGUUCACACUUCCAUCCAGAUAGAACUUUAUGGAUGCCCUAUUUGGUAUUCAUUUUGUGGUUGGAGUUUGUGACAUACUUGCAUCAUCACAGGCAUGAUGAGAAACUUCCCUGGUAUCGCAGAGAGGUGUAAAAUCAUAUAUAUGUCCUCUCUGAUGUGCAUCUGCCAAUCUCCAACCAUUUAGAAAAACCACUAUUAUAUUUAGGAAUGGAGUUAUCUCCGCAAAGGACUGUCGACACUAGAACAGGAUUAUGGAUGGAUCCACAACAUCCACCAUGAUAUGGGACUCAUGAUACAUCACCUUUUCCCACAGAUACCUCAGUACUAUCUAGUGGAAGCUGUGAAGUACAAGCAAGGUCAGAGAACAAUUCAAAAUGGAAGAUCAAAGAGCACAGAUCACAAGGCUAUUCUUUUGCCAUUUAACAAAGAAUUCGAAGAUCAAAUUAUGAGAUGGAUAUAAAUAGGAGAGUCAAACAAAUGCAUACUUUUUCAGCUGAAAUAUUGGAGAUGGAAGAAAUGGUGAAGAAAAGACAACUGACCAGUCCAGUGAGAUUGAAAUGGAGGGGAUAAGCCAGGAACAUGGGCAGAUUUCAUUGUGGAAGAGAUAGAACUGGGUAAUGGAGUGGAUCCUUCGAUUCAAUGAAGCAGGAACUUUGAAGCCGAACUCACUCAUCUACUGCAGAAGAUGCAAGGGCUCCAAAUACCAAACCAAUAUCUUCUGAGAUCUUUGAUGCUGUUUCAGCAAAAGCAACUGUCGCCAGCAAGAUGAUGGCGAGGAGGGGGAAGUAGCUCCCUCACUGGCCAGAACUCCCAGAACCAAGAACAGAGAAUGAUGGUGAUAAAAGGAUCGAGGGAUAUAUUUCAUGAGCCCUAUGAACUCUUAGAGCUUGAUCAGGGAUUUAAAAGGGAAGCUGUGCGGUGUAAGUCUGCAAGGCAAGCAUGCCGUAUCUUGUACCGGCUAGUUGCAUUGCAAGAGGUGAACAUGUUAAGGAAUGGAAAUACCCUUUCUAAGAAAGCGAAGCACCUUGACACUUUCAAAUUAUGAGAGAUUUCUUUAUGUUGUUACAAUGGUCGCAGCUCUUUGAUAAAA
Molecule: messenger RNA, 5283 nt
Organism: Phoenix dactylifera (date palm)
Lineage: Eukaryota; Viridiplantae; Streptophyta; Magnoliopsida; Arecales; Arecaceae
Product: Pentatricopeptide repeat (PPR) superfamily protein
Molecular function (GO): protein binding; mRNA binding
Source: RefSeq, a predicted model, not a curated record